Cimex lectularius (bed bug) is the source of this 1011-nucleotide messenger RNA. RefSeq names its product thrombin-like enzyme leucurobin. Lineage: Eukaryota; Metazoa; Arthropoda; Insecta; Hemiptera; Cimicidae. The transcript has a single exon. Bases 16 to 984 code for a protein of 322 amino acids. The record is from RefSeq and is a predicted model, not a curated record. Gene Ontology annotation, biological process: proteolysis. Gene Ontology annotation, molecular function: serine-type endopeptidase activity.
UGAUGAAUAUUGCAAAUGUUUUAUAUUUUUAAUGAGAUCAUGUUGAAAAGUAAAUUCACUAUAAAGUUUCCACAGGCCGUAAUGAUUGUGACCCUGGGGAUGGUUUCUAUGGUAUCUGCUGAGAAUCUUAACCCUAUUCGUGCUUCAUACAACACCAGAUAUGCUACUGAAGGAGAAUUUCCAUUUAUGGGUUACAUGAUAGAAGGUAAUAAAUCGUGUGGUUUGACGUUAAUAUCGAAGACGGUUACCGUUUCAGCAGGGCACUGUUUCGUUAGAAUUGAUAAGUUUGGAAAUACAAGUUAUAUAGAUCUGUCAGAUACGAUAGCGUUGUUUGGCUCUCUGUUACGCGGAAAAGGCGAAGUUGCAACAAUAAAAGGCUACUCUGUUUCACCAAACUUUAAAAAGUCUAAAAGAUCCCAUUUCAUCGCCGAUAUAGGUAUAGGGUAUUUAAAUAAGCCGUUGAAGUUUUCAAAUAAUAUCCAGCCGGCCACUGUCGCAUCAACUGAUCCGAAAGAAUUUCGCAAAGCAUGGGAUGAAGUAGUAAAAAACAAAAAACCAUGCUUUGCCAUGGGUUGGGCAAUAUUACAACAUAUUGCAAUUCAAAUUUAUUUGAAUUCUAUUUCGGAUUUCUUGAGAGUGAGUGCAUUUAGAGUCUUGAGCGAUGAAGAUUGUACAAAAAUGAUUAUGGUGGAUGAGGUGAACAACAUUGUGCCCUAUGGCGGUAUCUGUGCUGAACCAAUGAUAUUGAACGAGGACAGCUACGCUGGUGAAGAAGGAGCAGCUUUGUACUGCGAAGGGAAUGUGUUCGGUGUGUUAACUUUUCUACGGGUGAAACAUAAAUUCGUAAUAACAGAGUUCAUUCUAUUGAAGGAAUACCUCUCCCAUAUUGACGACGGCGUUUCUGUAAAAUCCAUUAAAAAGAGUCUUCUUUUUGUAUCAACGAUUCUCCCUUACGUAAUUACCUGCACAUUUAUAAGAAAGUAAAAUCAUAACAAAAAAUAAAUUGUCAUA